GUUGCAGAAAGUGCCUGGAUGCUGGUUUCCCUCUCCAGCAUAUGUGACUAGUCCUACAGUGGGGCGACUGAUAGGGCGGCAAAGCGGCUGAAAAAAACGGGGUUUAAAGCCGCUGCGAAAUGGCUGGACAGCAGUUUCAGUACGACGACAGUGGCAACACCUUUUUCUAUUUCCUCACGUCCUUUGUGGGACUAAUAGUAAUCCCAGCCACCUAUUACCUCUGGCCCCGGGAUCAGAAUGCGGAGCAAUUAAGAUUGAAGAGCUUACGACGAGUCCAUGGAAGAUGUCUGUGGUAUCGCCUUCGGCUGAUGAAAUCACAGCAGAGCAUUGUUCCAACACUUAAAAAAGCAGCCCUGUUGUUUGGGUGGGCAGUAUUUCUUCUCCUGGCCUAUAAGGUGUCUAAAUUAGAUCGAGAGUACCAGGAGUAUAACCCCUAUGAGGUCCUCCAUUUGGAAGCAGGAGCGUCUGUUGCUGAGAUUAAGAAACAGUACAGAGUGCUGUCUCUGAAACACCAUCCUGAUAAAGGUGGAGAUGAGGCCAUGUUCAUGAAGCUUGCUAAAGCUUACUCUGCUUUAACGAAUGAGGAAGCACGGGAUAACUGGGAGAAGUAUGGCAACCCUGAUGGCCCAAGAGUGACAAGUUUUGGAAUCGCUCUUCCUGCGUGGAUUGUUGAUCAGAAAAAUUCCAUGCUGGUGCUGCUGGUCUAUGGGUUGGCUUUUAUGGUUAUACUUCCUGUGGUUGUGGGCACAUGGUGGUACCGCUCCAUCCGCUACAGUGGUGAUCAGAUCCUCAUCAACACAACACAGCUUUUCAUGCACUUUAUGUACAAAACGCCUACAAUGAACAUGAAACGAUUGGUGAUGGUUUUGACGGCAGCAUUUGAAUUUGAUCCUCGUAGUAACAAAGAGGCCAUCAUAAGACCAACAGACAACAUAGAAGUUCCACAGUUGAUUCGGGAGCUGGGGAACAUUAAUGUGAAGAAGAAGGAGCCUCCGUUCUGCUAUCCCUACAGCCUGAAGGCUCGAGUCUUACUACUUACACACCUUGCAAGGAUGGAUGUUUCUGAGAACAUAGAGGAGGGUAAGCAUUCACAAACACCUCUCAAGUGUCAACAUUUAAUCCUGUUAGAUAAUAGCAGACCAACUACCAGCUUACAGGCAAUAUAUUAA
Carassius auratus (goldfish) is the source of this 1169-nucleotide messenger RNA. Its product is annotated as translocation protein SEC63 homolog. Bases 120 to 1169 code for a protein of 349 amino acids. Gene Ontology annotation, biological process: SRP-dependent cotranslational protein targeting to membrane; post-translational protein targeting to endoplasmic reticulum membrane. Gene Ontology annotation, cellular component: Sec62/Sec63 complex. The transcript has 10 exons. Lineage: Eukaryota; Metazoa; Chordata; Actinopteri; Cypriniformes; Cyprinidae. Gene Ontology annotation, molecular function: transmembrane protein transporter activity; RNA binding. The record is from RefSeq and is a predicted model, not a curated record.